UUGUGGGUUCAGAUGCUAGCUUUCGAUGUUCCCGACAGUUUUAGAAAGUCAAGAUUAUAACUGAAACUGUAUUUUGCGUUUUGGACACUAGCUACAAGUAUUGUAUGGACUUCAAUCGAGUUUCUUGUCGUGUAUGACAUACAAUAAAGUUCUCAAUCGUUUGAAAUAAGCUACGACGCUACAGUGUGUUGACAUAUUAGCUAGCUAGCUAACUUGCUAGCUCAUUGGCCAGUUUAAGGGCAAAAUCAAAGAGCUACAGAUGCGGCUAAAGGAUCCCUUCUCCUUGAAAGCUGCCGACAUGACUAAGCGGACUAACAAGCCGAGGAAGCCUCGAGAUGAGGAGUCGUCGGACGAAGUUAGCGGGCUGACCUGCCAGCAUGUCAGCAAGGCAGUGGACCUGAGCUCAGUCAAGAAGGCAGUGACCUCGAGCAUGUGGUCGAUGUGUUCAGAUUGCCUGAGGGAAAGGACUAUGAUAGAUGGGGAGCCAGCCAGUGGCCACGACAUCCUCGUAUGCCUCAAGUGCGGCUUCCAGGGCUGUAGCCAGUCAGAGAGCCAGCACUCUACCAAGCACCACCAAUCCCUCCACCCUGAGUCCCACUGCAUCACCAUCAGCCUCGGCACCUGGAAGGCCUGGUGUUUUGAAUGUAAUGAAGAGCUCUCCACUCACUGCAAUAAGAAGGCUUUGGCCCAGACCCUGGACUUCCUACAAAAGCACUCUGUCAAGGCAGCCUCAGGAACAACAUCGAAAAUGAUCAAGCUUAGAGAGGAGCCCAGCGACUAUGCAGACCAGUCCAGAGGGAAGAGUCCGGUCUACAACAGCACACUGGUCCCUGUCAAAGGCAUCAACAACCUAGGAAACACCUGCUUCUUUAACGCAGUUAUGCAGAAUCUGUCCCAGACUCACAUGCUGAACGACCUGAUACAGGAUGUGAAGGAGAAGGGACACAAGCUGAAGAUCUGCCCCCCUGCCGAGUCAAAUGUGGGGGCAUUGAUGGUGACUCUGCCCAGCCCAGAGCCCCUGACCUCGUCCAUGUUCCUCUUCCUACACAACAUGAAGGAGUCUGGGAAGGGCCCUGUCAACCCCAAGAUCCUUUUCAACCAGCUCUGCCAGAAGGCUCCACGCUUUAAGGGCUACCAGCAGCAGGACAGCCAGGAGCUGCUCCAUUACCUACUGGACUCCAUGAGAGUAGAGGAGACUAAGCGGAUCAAAGCGGGCAUUCUGAAAUCCUUCAACAACCCCACAGAGAAGACUGCAGAUGAUGAGACCAAACGCCAAGUCAAAGCAUACGGGAAGGAGGGUGUGAAGAUGAACUUUGUGGAUCGCAUCUUUGUGGGGGAGUUGACCAACACCAUCAUGUGUGAGGAGUGUGAGCAUAUCUCCACAGUGAAGGAAGCCUUUAUUGACAUCUCCCUGCCCAUCAUUGAGGAGCGGAUGUCCAAGCCGUCCAACCCGGGCAGGACUGGGAAAAUCAGUCGGGAGCAAGAAGCUCACGUCUCCCACGGUGACGAGACGCUUUCCGCAGUGCUCAAUAAGAACAGCAGGAAACUUAGCGUACAGCAGCAGCAGGGCCAGAAGUCCCCUGGCUCUGUGGAAGAGAAGGGGGCAGACAGCCCCUCGGACCACCCCGAGGAGGAGUCCCCCUCCGUAAUGGCCCGUGCUGCAGGAGGUUCCAAAAUGGCCGCCACCAGCAGCCUAUCUGAUGGCAGCGAGAAAGACUCGGGCCCUCAGGACAGCAGCAAUGACGCCGACAGCGAGGCCUCGGAGAGCGAGUGGACCCCCCGGCACUCCUCGGGCCACAGCCAUGGUGGCAGAGGGUCCACCCCUACCCAGUCUCCCACCCCUGCUACCCUGUCCGCCCUCUCCCCCAGGACCCAGCUUGGUGGUGCUGUGGAGCAGCUGGUCAGUGCAGUGCAUAAGAUGAACCUGGGCCCUGAUUCAGCGGACUCACCCUCUACACACUGUCCUGAGGACCAGGGGGAGCCCCAGCCUCAACAUCCUCAACGGUCUCCUCACUCCCACCACCAGGGGGCAUUCCAGGCCCUGUCCCACAGCUAUACACCCUGCUCCAAGGAGUGCUCCGUUCAGUCCUGCCUUCACCAGUUCACCUCGGUGGAGCUUCUGAUGGGCAACAACAAGCUGUUGUGCGAGAGCUGCACGGACCGCCGGCAGAAACAACUGCGGAAGAGCACCUCAGCAGAGAAGAAGUCUGACAAGGUGUACACCAGCGCUCGCAAACAGAUGCUGAUCUCUUCGCUGCCCCCGGUGGUCACUCUGCACCUCAAACGCUUCCAUCAGGCAGGGAUGAACCUACGAAAAGUCAACCGUCACGUCAACUUCCCUCUCAUCCUGGACCUGGCUCCGUUCUGCUCGGCAUACUGCAAGAACCUGGUGGCGGGGGAGCGUGUGCUCUACAGCCUGUAUGGCAUCGUGGAACACAGCGGGUCGAUGCGCGGGGGCCACUACACAGCGUACGUAAAGGUCCGCUCGCCCCAGAGGAGAACCGAGCAGCCACAGCGCAGAAACCUGGCAGGUCCAAGGGAAGCAAGCAGUGCUACACAGGGUCAGUGGGUGUAUGUAAGUGACACCAAUGUCCAGACGGUACCAGAAUCCAGGGUCCUCAACUCUCAAGCCUACCUGCUGUUCUACGAGGAGAUACUGUGACUGCCAGAGCACGGAGCUACCCAGAAAUCGUUGGUCUCUCAGGAGACCGGGGAAGAGGGGGAAAAAAAGAGAGAGACCUGCUUUGGGUAUACCACUCUCUAAACUUUGACUCCCAAGAGCAUGAAACAUGGCACGCACUACAUGAUGGGAUUUGUAGGCCAUCCGGGACAUGCAUUACAUUGAUGUAUACUGGACUGCUCAGCAUUGAAGGGUUACCACACUGUUCGUGUCUCGGUCCACUUACUGAACGUCCCCAUACAGUCGCUCAUACUUCUGUAGGUGAAAGAGACUGAGUGAGAAAGCGAGAGAGUGGCAGAAUAGUAUGUUUAAUUAGCACAAAUUAUACAGAAAAAAGUGCUAUGUUAUUUAUAUUUUACAGCCUGCUGUGGUGAAUACGAAUUGUAUUUUUUGUAGAACAUGCGAAUGUGAGACUAUCAUUAAAUGGUGAUUGCCAAAGAGUUUUUGGUAAAAUAAAUAAUGUAAAAUUAUGGAAAACAUACACAAAAGACUUAAGUGCCAAAAGAAUGUGAUCUCAAACUAUUCCUGAAAGGAGAGGUCCAUAAUGUGGCAGGCCAUCCGAGUGUGUUUCAGACCAAUACAUUACUGUGUUGGUUCGGCACAGUUUUUUCCCCCAAAUCUAUUGCACCAGUGUGCAUAUUUAAAUCUCUAACCACACGGAUACAAACACAUUGCGAUGUUUAACAAAGGGACAUUGCUACAUAUAUGAUUGCCAGCUCGCCGGACAAUAAACAGUCGUUUUCAUUUCAUUAGUCUUUUUAUCCCAUAUUUUCUGCUGUAGUUAAACUAAAGGCAGUGAAUGUGUUGAUCAAUCUUGAGAUUCAAAUGUGUCUCACCAUUUAUGUUAAUCGUUCUGCAAAUAUUUUUUGGGGGGGAUGAAAUGGAGAUAUUUUAUCUGUCGGUUGUUGGGACAUUGCCAAAUUAUUCUGGUCAAGUGAAGGAUUACUAUAAGUAAAGAUACGGUUUGAUUCAUUUCUUUCAAAACAAAUAAAUACUCAGUGCCUACACUCUAGGAUUAUUACGCUUCUGCAUGUUAAGAACAAAUAAUUACAGUGAACACAUAUUUGCUUACAGACAGCUUGUGUGAAAUGUAUAUGCAAAACCAUGAGAAUUUGGUGUUUUACCACAAUACUAAACCGUAUAUAGAUAUGGUGCCUCAGGCUACAGUGUUUAUCUUCAGGUGUUCUUUUCCUUCUGAAAAUGUCAUUCGAUUUCAAUAAGGAACUCGGUACACCGUUGGGUUAUGUGAAAUCAUAUAUAUAUCGAAGAGAAUAAAUCUAAUUUAUGAAAUGGGAAACCAACAAGGCUCAGCUUACAUGUUCUUAUUUUGGUUGGAUGUUUGAAUCCCUUUUUCCCCCAAAGGAAAGUACUUGUUAGUGAAUGAGUACGGCUGUUGUUUUUGCACUGGAAUUUGUAUCAUCCCUCUUUACUGCGUGAAGACGGUGCCGGCCAUUAGUCAGGGGCUGUCACAGUGAAUCCCAUAGUGCCAUAUUCACUCUGUCGGUGGUGGCGAUGUGCCGUGACGGGUGCAAAGCAGCGCUGUUUGAGAAACAUGUCGUGAGCUGGUGAAGAGGAGGUGGGUGUGGAAUCAGGAAAAGGGCAACGUCUAAAAGUAUCCCAUCGUCCACCCUCCUGGUCCCAUACACUGUGACAUCCCAAUCACGCUGUUAAAACAUUCAGAGUGUCAAGCCACCCACCAACAACACAGCACUUUUUUUAAAUGUAUUUUUAAAAGCAGGGGCCCUCGCUUGGGGACAUUCUCUUGAAGGAUGAGAGAUGAUUUUAAUCUCAGUUAAUGAAAAGGCCUCGUCCUCUUUCCUCUGUCACUGUGGUCAUGGAAACCAGUGACAAGGGACCGCUGCAGUGUUCAUCUCUUACAACAGUACAAUACAAAGGGACAGUGCUCAGGCUCAGCGUAACAUUUAGUCACUGUCAUGGAAGGCCUGCGUGGCAGAAAUAGAAGUGUAUUGCCUUCAGGGCACUGGUCACAUGAUACCAAGAGUUUUGUUUCUGAGAACCAUGUUCUCUGUCAGCAUCUGUGUUAGGCGACCUACAGUACAUGGGUGUUUAUUUUAGUCUAUAGCGUUAUUGUCUUGACUUGUUGCCGUCUUGUGUUUCAAAUGUUUAUUUCAGAGGUUUUAAGACAGAAUCCCAAUACUGGACUGAAUUCAAUCAAUUGAAGAUAGGGGAUUUUCGGAUAGAGCCGAUGUGCUCUGUCCCAGACAGUCCACCAGAUGGCCGCAUGCACUGGAUACAGACAGCUGUUUGCCAUUGGAACUGAACAGGACCGCGUGCAGUAGGAAAACAUCCAUCUUUUUAAUAGCCAACCACAAAAAUUACAGAAAUGACAGGCUACAGAUCUUGACUGAGAUCAAUAAAAAUGACCUUGUCUUGAAUGCAAUAGCUUAGGCCUACUGAAAGAGGGUAGACACACAGAUUGUAUAAUAUGACUUCCAUCUAACCUGGAAGAAAAAACAAAAAAAUACUUUCCAGUGGCAUUGACUGUCUCGUUGAUAAAGAUCAUGCCAAUAGCCUUAAUUGACAUCCUGUGUCCGCCGGUGCUCACUGGGCUCUUUCCCGCUCUCUCUUUCCCCUCUGGUCAUGCUCUCUAUUUGGGUGCACUACCGAAAGAGUGAACUGAAUGGGGAGGUUCAAUUCUAACUAUGUCCAUCUAUAAUUAUGAUAUGGAUGUAUUUGUAUUCAUAUUUCUAGACCCCCUUGUCCCCAGCUGCUUGCUAAAUAUUGCUAAAUAAGUUCAGGUCCCAAAAAAUAUUCAUGCAAUAAUUAUUGAUAAAUUAAGUUAUUUUUUUAUUCCUUAAAUGUUCUUGCCAAGCAAUGCAUGUCUCAUCUUAC
Molecule: messenger RNA, 5533 nt
Organism: Salvelinus namaycush (lake trout)
Lineage: Eukaryota; Metazoa; Chordata; Actinopteri; Salmoniformes; Salmonidae
Product: ubiquitin carboxyl-terminal hydrolase 45-like
Exons: 18
Coding region: 260-2662 (800 amino acids)
Biological process (GO): protein deubiquitination
Molecular function (GO): zinc ion binding; cysteine-type deubiquitinase activity
Source: RefSeq, a predicted model, not a curated record